This is a messenger RNA of Gadus chalcogrammus (walleye pollock), 1695 nucleotides long. Its product is annotated as E3 SUMO-protein ligase ZBED1-like. NCBI's taxonomy places the organism in Eukaryota, Metazoa, Chordata, Actinopteri, Gadiformes, Gadidae. Gene Ontology annotation, molecular function: protein dimerization activity. The record is from RefSeq and is a predicted model, not a curated record. The coding region runs from base 90 to 1220 and encodes 376 amino acids. The transcript has 2 exons.
CAUGUCUACUGGACUGCUUUGAAUUUAGUGACAGGCACACAUCAGAAAACCUGGCUGAAGAGCUCCACCGAGUGGCAAGAGAGUGGGGGAUGGAGAACAAAGUUGUGUGUUGUGUCACAGAUAAUGCAGCCAAUAUAACAAAAGCCAUUCAGCUGCUGAAAUGGACACACCAUCCAUGCCUGGCUCACACCAUAAAUCUGUUUGUGAGAAAUGCUCUGAAGGCUAUAAAGCCCACUGUGGAUAAAGUAAAGGCCAUAGUGGAAUUUUUCCACAGAAGCACAGCAGCCACCCAAAAACUGAAAUCCACCCAACGGCAGAUGUCUAUGGCAGAGCUGAAGCUCAAACAGGAGUGUGUCACCCGGUGGAAUUCGGCAUUCCAUAUGAUCCAGCGAAUCCUGGAAUCUAAGGAUGCGGUUAUCGCAACAUUGGCGGUCAUCAACGCACCUGUGGCUCCUCUCAGCCAAGAGGAGUGGGAGGCUCUGCAAGAGGCCUGCAGCGUCCUGGAGCCCUUUGACCAGGUCACAGUGGAGAUCAGCGCAGAGAGGUAUGUUACUGCCUCCAAAAUGCUCAUACUGUGCAGGGGUCUUCAGAGGGUGACAACAGAGCACCAGAGCAGAGUCACCACAGCGUGCGUGAAGGAUCUGGUGAAUUCCCUCUCUUCAAGCAUGGACAAAAAAUUCCACCGGAUGGAAUACAAUGCAGUUCUGUCCGAAACCACCAUCCUCGACCCCCGCUUCAAAAAGGCGGCCUUUAGUGACAACAGAGCAAUCGACGAAGCCCUCCAAAGAAUUACCACAGCAGCAUCCAGGCAUAGGCAGUCAUCUCACCUGCAAGGGGGUCAUGGAGGAGAGGAGGGAGCAGCAGCACAUGAGCCGGAGGAGCCCCAAGCAUCGGCUGUUUGGAGGUUUUUUGAGGAGCGGGCAAGCGGAGACACUGCACCCAGGAAUCCUACAGCUGAUGCUAUUCUGGAGGUGAGGUCCUACCUUGAGGAGCCUCUUUUCCAGCGCAGUGCCGACCCACUGAGGUGGUGGGAGACAAAGGCACUGAUCUAUCCACAGCUCUCUUACGUGAUGGCACGUAGACUGUGCAUAGUGGCAACAUCCGUCCCAUCAGAGAGGAUCUUCUCCAAAACUGGACAGAUCAUAACUGAGAGAAGGAACAGGAUCAGCCCUGCCAAGCUUAGACACCUGGUGUUUCUCAACGCCAAUCUAAGUCUUUGAGUGAUACAGUGAGUUCCUUGUCUCUAUAGUGGUUCAAAACUUGUGUUGUUCACAUGUGUUUUAUACUUUAAUUUAAUAGCACUAUAGGUCUAAAUAAUACUUGAAAUUAUGCCUUUUUGGCAUGAAGCUGCUUUAAUACUUUUCUCAUACUGUGAUGGGUAUCUGUGUUUAAUACAGUGAGUGAGUGGUUCAAAACUUGUGUUUUGUUUUGUCAUAGUGUUAUACUUAAAUUUAAAAGCACUUUAUUUGAUAUUUGUAUUGUGGCUUUUCUGUUAUCAAGUUGCUUUGAUUGCCUACUUUUUUGUAUUGUGGUGGGUGUUUGUUUGUAUUUAUAUUUAACUGUUCAAUUUUUUCUAGUUAUUUUUUUUGGAAGUGGUGCUAUUUUGUAAGACACCAAAUGACGGAAUCUGACGUAACGAACGAAUCAAAACGAACGAAUCAAACAAACGAAUCGUCAUAGUGAACUGAACUGAAA